Molecule: messenger RNA, 2629 nt
Organism: Helianthus annuus (common sunflower)
Lineage: Eukaryota; Viridiplantae; Streptophyta; Magnoliopsida; Asterales; Asteraceae
Product: casein kinase 1-like protein HD16
Exons: 16
Coding region: 335-2389 (684 amino acids)
Biological process (GO): peptidyl-serine phosphorylation; signal transduction; endocytosis
Cellular component (GO): cytoplasm; nucleus
Molecular function (GO): ATP binding; protein serine/threonine kinase activity
Source: RefSeq, a predicted model, not a curated record
AAUCUCAAGAAUAUUAAAACAAAACCCACGCGCCCCUCUUUCUCCCCCAAAUUUGACCUAAAGCUCAUACAUACAUGCACAACAAACCCUAAUAUACAUACAUAUAUAUCUAUAUUAUCAUCAAAUUCAUCAUCAAAAUCAUUUCAAACUCUCACAAUCAUAAUCAUCCGUUAAUAUAUCUUCAAUCUGGAUACAUAUAUAUCAUUUUCAGUUCGUGUUUUCGUUGAUUAUCGGAGGUCAAUUUGAUUAUGCUUAGGGUUUCAACAUAGAUGAUGGUAAAUUCAGCAAUUGUUAGGUGUUUGAUGUGGAUUUGUGUGAGUUGUAUGGGCGGAGAAUGCCGGAGUUGCGCCGUGGACUCCGCCGUGCUCGUGGUUGUGUAGUUGAGAAGAAUCGAUCGGAAAAGUUCGCCGGAGGUUGCGUGAAGACGCGUGCGGCGGCGGCGGCGGAGGCUGCGGUGGUGGAGAAUAAGGUCCGGCGGCGGAUUAAGAAGGAAAAAGAGGUGGUUGUAGUGUGUGAAAUAGGAGGUGAAAUAGUGUGUGAAAAAGGAGGUGAAAUAGUGUGUGAAAAAGGAGGUGUAAUGGCGGAUGUUAGUGGUGGAUUGAGUGCUAAUAAGGUUACUGGACAAGAAGAAGAAGGGAAUACAGCUCCAUUUCCUGAGAGGGUUCAAGUAGGUGGAUCACCUCUAUAUAAGGUUGAGAGAAAGUUAGGUAAAGGUGGAUUUGGUCAGGUAUUUGUAGGUCGUCGUGUUACUGGUGGAACUGAUCGCAUUUCAGGUCCUGGUGCCAUGGAGGUAGCUCUUAAGUUUGAGCAUAGAAACAGCAAAGGCUGCAGUUAUGGUCCUCCUUACGAGUGGCAAGUUUACAAUACUCUCGGUGGCAGUCACGGAGUGCCUAAAGUUCACUAUAAAGGAAAGCAAGGAGACUACUACGUCAUGGUCAUGGACAUGUUGGGGCCUAGUUUGUGGGAUGUUUGGAAUUCUUCUGGGCAAUCAAUGUCAUCAGAAAUGGUAGCUUGUAUAGCUGUGGAGUCUUUGUCAAUUUUGGAAAAGAUGCAUUCAAGAGGGUAUGUGCAUGGAGACGUAAAACCGGAAAACUUUCUACUUGGUCAACCGUCAACACCUCAAGAAAAGAAACUAUUUCUUGUUGACUUAGGGCUAGCAACAAAGUGGCGAGAGAGUGCCAGUGGUCAACAUGUUGAUUAUGAUCAGAGGCCUGACAUGUUUAGAGGAACAGUUAGAUACGCGAGUGUGCACGCACAUCUGGGUAGGACAGCGAGUAGAAGAGAUGAUCUAGAGUCUCUUGCAUAUACACUCGUUUUUCUUCACCGUGGUAGACUUCCUUGGCAAGGGUAUCAGGGCGACAAUAAAUCAUUUCUAGUUUGCAAGAAGAAAAUGGCAACAUCUCCGGAGAUGCUGUGCAAUUUCUGCCCUGCUCCUUUAAAGCAUUUUCUUGAGAUAGUCGUGAACAUGAAGUUCGAUGAGGAGCCUAAUUAUUCCAAGCUAAUAUCUUUGUUUGAGGGACUACUUGGUCCAAAUCCCGCAAUAAGACCAAUCAAUACCGAUGGUGCUCAAAAGAUUAUAUUUCAAGUUGGCCAAAAACGAGGCAGGAUGAAUCUCGACGAGGAAGAUGACGGGCAGCCUAAAAAGAAGAUUCGUAUGGGCGUUCCUGCAACACAGUGGAUUUCGGUUUACAAUGCUAGGCAGCCCAUGAAACAGAGGUACCAUUACAAUGUUGCCGAUGCAAGACUCGCACAGCAUGUCGAAAGGGGAAAUGCCGAUGGUUUACUCAUUAGUUCUGUUUCAUCUUGUUCUAAUCUCUGGGCUCUUAUAAUGGAUGCUGGAACCGGCUUUUCUAGCCAAGUUUAUGAGCUCUCUCCUUACUUCUUACACAAGGAAUGGAUUAUGGAGCAAUGGGAGAAGAACUAUUACAUUAGCGCCAUUGCCGGUGCCAACAACGGGAGCUCUCUUGUGGUGAUGUCUAAAGGAACCCCGUAUUCUCAACAGUCUUACAAAGUAAGCGACUCCUUUCCGUUCAAGUGGAUAAACAAGAAAUGGAGAGAAGGGUUCCAUGUGACUUCGAUGGCUACUGCGGGUACACGAUGGGGUGUAGUCAUGUCUCGCAAUGCCGGUUUCAGUGAUCAGGUAGUAGAGCUGGACUUUUUGUAUCCAAGUGAGGGUAUCCACAGACGGUGGGACAAUGGUUACCGUAUCACAUCAACCGCCGCCACGUGGGACCAGUCUGCGCUCAUCUUGAGUGUGCCUCGUCGUAAGCCCGGUGAUGAAACACAGGAAACGUUACGUACGUCCCAGUUUCCAAGCACACAUGUCAAGGAGAAGUGGGCGAAAAAUUUAUAUCUUGCAUGCAUUUGCUAUGGAAGAACCGUGUCUUGAUCGCGAAUAAGCGUGAUCACGAGCACGGGGAGGCCCAUUUGACUAUCGUCAGAGAUGGAGGAAGCCAUUUGUCUUGUGUUGUGCUUUUUAUUUUACUUUUAAACUGCGUUGGCUGCGAGCCAAAGAACAGAUGUUAGGAGUUGGGAUUUUCCUUCCAGAUGUAGAAUGAUGUUUUUGUUGUCCUAUUUGUUGUAAAAGUAUUUAUAUUUAAUUUUGAAGAUGUAUAGUUGGCUCCUCUUA